AUGCGGCUCCCCGCUCACGUCCUGCAGACCCUCACCGACCGCCUCGGCGCCGAGGAGCUGAGGCGAGCCCUCCUCCCGUACCCUGACAGCGAGACGACCGAGACGAUCGCGCGAGCAGCCGGCGUCCGCCCGCGGGAUGUGCGGCAGGCUGCGACGGCGCUGCGGGACGGAGCCGCUGGCGAGGGCGCUGGAGGUCGUUUCUACUUUGUGCUCAACAAGCCGUCAGGUUGCCACUCGCAGCGCUCCAAUGGCCUGGCGGGUGCGGCUUGCGCGUCGCGCCUCACCGUCUACGACUGUCUGCACCGUGGCUUUCCUGCUGUCCCGCACGUCGGCCGGCUCGACCGCGACACAGAGGGUCUGCUGCUCUUCACGGACGACGGCGCGCUCGCGAACGCACUCAUCCACGGCGAUGGGGGUGGCAUGCCCCACGCGACGAAGCGCUACCUCGUCGAGGUGACCGGGCUGCUCAAGCCACGAGUCGGCGGGACAGGCUGCAAGGCAGAGGCUCUGCAGCCGCCGCCACCACCGGCAGGCGCAGUCGGGCCUCUGCCGCCCGUGUCCGCUGGAUAUCCCGAAGCGGCGACGCCGCACAAGAAGCGUGAGCGCGGUAGCGGCGGCGUGGGCGGUGGUGACGCGGGCGGUGGCGGCGUGGGCGGUGGCGGCUCGCGAAUCGUGGCGCACCGUCAGGGCGCGCCCGACGCGGGCGCUGCAUCCGGCUGCCGUGCAGACGCUACCGCUGGAACGUCUGCCGCGGCCACCGAGGUCGCCGCUGACACCGCCGACGCCGCCGACGCCGCCGCCACCGCCGCCGCCGCCGCCGCCGCCGCCGCCGCCGCCGCCGCCGCCGCCGUUGCCGCCGCCGCCGCCGCUCACGACGAUGCUGACGUUGCGGGCGCCAUUGCCGCCGCUUCGGACGCGCCCGCAGUGUCCGCCGACGCCGUUCGCAGGUUGUGCGCGCGCUCCGGCUUGGUGGUCAAGACGCUGCGGCGCGAGUGCAUCGGCCCUAUCACGCUCGGCGGCCUCUCGCCCGGCGGCCUCUCGCCCGGUGAGGCGCGCCCCCUUAGCGCGAGCGAGGUGGGCCAGUGCUACCGCCGCUUCAUGCCACCGGGGGCCGCCGUGCCGACCGUGCUGCCGCUGCCGCUGCCUCUGCCGCCGCCGCUGCCUCUGCCGCCGCCGCUCCCGCCGCCGCCGCCGCCGCCGCCGCCUCCAUUGUCGCCCCCGGCCUCGCCGCCGUCGCCGUCGUCGUCGCCGUCGUCGUCGCCGUCUCCGCCGUCGCCGCCGUCGCCGCCGUCGCCUCCGCCGCUGGACGCCGCCGCCGCGGCCACGCAGCUGCUGCGGCGGAGCCUUGACGACCCUGCCGUCAGCGUCUGGGACGGCCGGCGGCCGCACGCCGCCGCGGCGAGCGGCGCGACGUUUGAGCUCUUCUGGGGCGCGCACCCGGCGGACCCCCACUGGUACACGCCGAUCCACGAGCUGCUGCUCGAGGCGCUGCAGCUGCUCCACACGCCGGUCGAGCUGGACGCGCUCUCCAUCUCCGGCUGGCUCAACGCGUCGCCGCCGCACGCCCACCACCAGGUGCACGACCACGGCGAGAGCUUGUACAGCGCCGUCUACUUUGCGGACAGCGGCGGCUGUGCCGGGUCGGAGGCGGAGUUGGGCGGCAAGACUUGCUCGGGCCAGCUGCUGCUCAUCACCCAGCCAGAGGCUGGGGUGGACCGGUUUGAGUAUGUGGCGCUGCCGCCCGAGCCCUCGACGCUCCUGCUGUUUGCUGGAGGCAUGCCCCACGCGGUUCUCCCUCGCGCCAGCCAGUGCGGCACUGGUGCGGCGCCGGACGCUCUCGCGCUCAGGGUGUCGGUGGCCUGUAAUGUCUCGCUGAUGGUCGAAUGA
Emiliania huxleyi CCMP1516 is the source of this 1887-nucleotide messenger RNA. RefSeq lists its product as hypothetical. The record is from RefSeq and is a predicted model, not a curated record. Gene Ontology annotation, biological process: pseudouridine synthesis. Lineage: Eukaryota; Haptophyta; Isochrysidales; Noelaerhabdaceae. The coding region runs from base 1 to 1887 and encodes 628 amino acids. The transcript has 5 exons. Gene Ontology annotation, molecular function: pseudouridine synthase activity; RNA binding.